This is a messenger RNA of Pimephales promelas (fathead minnow), 4547 nucleotides long. RefSeq names its product chitin synthase chs-1. Gene Ontology annotation, biological process: chitin biosynthetic process. Gene Ontology annotation, cellular component: cell septum; cell periphery. Gene Ontology annotation, molecular function: chitin synthase activity. NCBI's taxonomy places the organism in Eukaryota, Metazoa, Chordata, Actinopteri, Cypriniformes, Leuciscidae. The record is from RefSeq and is a predicted model, not a curated record.
UUCACUUUCAGUUGUUUUAAUUUGGCUGUGUAUCUUGCAUAUCGACAGUUAUAUGUUCUUUGCAUAUGCUCAUUUGGUCUUUGUUUGCUGUAGUUCUUUCGCACAGACACCAUUCACUUAUGCAUAUUGUGUGCAUGAGCAUUACCCCCAAAACUAAUGCCAUUCGUUGAAAGCAGAGAAUUCUCUAGAAUCUCGCUGUAUAGUGUGGAAUUACAAUCCACAAUCCAUUACAAUUGUGUAUCAUAGUAUAAUCCGUUCAUUAGAAGGGAUUUAGAACACUUGUUUAACCAUGGAGUAGUAUAUCUGGUAAUUCGCUUAAAAUACUUGAGAAACUCUUUUCAUCAUCAAAGGGAGUGGAAAAUUCAAAUGAACGUGACAGAUGAUUUCUGUGUAAAGAUAUAUAUAUUACUGCAUAAACCCGUUUGAAUAAAAGCGUAGUGGUCCCUCCCAUCUGGUCAUAAGGCUCUGGACUGCUAUAAAUGGUUAAUCAAAGGUUUGUGCUGCCUUGCAAACAUCACUAUGGAAAAGCAGCAGAGCCAUGAAUUCAGGCGAUCUUGGGAUGCGUGCAGAGAAGUGCCGAUCAUUCAAAACGAGCAGAUACCAAAGAAACGAGUGCACUGUUUGAAAUGGUUCUCAUGUGCCAUUGUUGGCAUACUUGUCUUUGCCCUUGCGCUGCUCAGUAAAACAUCAUUUUUGCUUCUGAUAACAUUUGGGAACAAUAAAACCGAUAUUAUAUGUUCAGAAAAGAAGCCGGCCGCCCUACUUGGCAUUGGAUUUGUUCUGGUUGGGCCGAGUGUUCUUCUUUUGCUAAAAAGCACAUGGAAGUUCAUUUUCAAGAGUGCAGCCAUGCCCUCUAAAAAAACUGUUUUUUGGGUCCUGUGUGUUGAGUUCCUGGUAGCAUUGGGAUCUGCAAUUCUUACAAUAGUAGCCAUGCCACACUUCGACAUUGUCACUAAUGUGAUGAUCCUAAACAGUGUGAGCAUCCUGUCAGCAGUGUUCCAGGUAGUCGCUGAUUGCCUCGCCAAAGAGAAGAAGCGCCUUAUAAUGCUCCCCGUAUGCUCCAUUUUCUUAAUCGUCCUAGGUUAUGUGCUUUUUGCCGUCAAUUAUCUGGUAAUCGAACGUUCCCCUGAGAUGAGAAUACCAAUUGGCCUUGCCAUCGUGGGGACCAUCUUGGUUUCUGUGAACUGGUGGGAAAACUACAGCACGCUCUUCUCCAUCUCAUCUCUACAUGACAUUUCCAAAGACAUUGCUCAGUCCCGUAAUGUGGUGUGCAUCAUCUCCAGUUUGAUGAGAAUCCUGAUUACUUCAGCUGUGUUUGCAGCUUAUGUUGGUCUGUCUCGUCAGAACUGGAAAUCGGUCAUAUACGUCUUCGAAACAGUCAUUGUUUCAUUGGUGGUUCUCCAGAUUUUAUCCUCUGCGGUGUGCCGCUGGUUUAUUGUUGUGGCUUGCAAGAUGCACGCCCUGCAUCGCAGCUUCGCCUUGCCCAUAUACAUGGCCUCGAUUGCAGUUUUGGCAGUUUUUUUGAUUCCACUUGCAUUUAAACUCCCAGAGUCUAAUCAAAAUUCUACUUGUGUAGGGAACGUUCAGUUGAAAUACAAUGGUACAUUGUUGUUGUUGAUGUUGGCGGAUGCUACAAAAACUCUACAUAGCAGGGACAUUGUGGAAAACAUGAGAACAGGAGGACUGGCGUGUUUGAUCUGCUCUGCUCUGAGCUGGUGGUUGGGACUCAUGCUCAGUACAUUUUACAUCUGGUUCCUGAAGAUCCAUCGAAUAGAAAGAACCCAAGAUCUGUUCGUGCGACGCAUGUAUGAAGGAGCGUUUCUGGAACAGUCCAUGUUGCUGAACACCCGUUUUGAAAUCAGAAAGAGAAUCAAGGAGAAACUCACAAAAGAAAAGUGCAGAGUGUUUCUGUGUGCAACGAUGUGGCAUGAGACCUACGAUGAAAUGAUGAAGAUAAUCAUCUCUAUGUUCAGGCUCGACAAAUACAGGCCCAAGACCGACAAACAAAGCGAUGUCGAGUUUGAAUUUCAUAUUUAUUUUGAUGACGCUUUCACGGAUGCUGAUAAUGGAAAACAGCGGCAGGCAAAUGAAUACGCUGAAAUUAUUGUGGAUGUAAUUAAAGAAGUUUACACCAUUUUUAGUGAGGAGGAUCCGUGUAUAUUUAAGCAAACGGCACCACUACCAUGUCAGAAGAUUAUAAACACCCCCUAUGGAGGUCGUCUGGAAUACAUCCUUCCUAAAGGCAAUGUGAUGAUGGUUCAUAUGAAAGACAAGAAACUUAUUCGUCACAAAAAAAGGUGGUCUCAGAUAAUGUACUUGUAUUACAUUUUUGGUUGGAGACUUAACAGACAGUACUUCCAAAAGUUUAAGGGAGGAGAAGAACUGGAUGGCCUUAAGGAGAAACUGAAGAGAGAAAAGGAGAACACGUAUAUCUUGGCUCUGGAUGGGGAUACUGAUUUCCAGCCGUCCGCCGUCAUGCUGUUAAUUGACAGACUGAAACUCUACCCGGAGGUUGGGGCUGCCUGUGGCAGGAUUCAUCCAACAGGCACAGGGCCCAUGGUGUGGUAUCAGAAGUUUGAAUAUGCGGUAGGCCACUGGCUGCAAAAGACUGCGGAGCACGUGUUCGGCUGUGUACUGUGCAGCCCUGGAUGUUUCAGUCUUUUCAGAGGAGCCGCACUCAUGGACGACAACGUCAUGAAGAGGUAUACAACUAAAGCAAGUGAAGCCAGCCACUGCGUCCAGUAUGAUCAAGGUGAGGACCGCUGGUUAUGCACUCUGCUUCUGCAGCAGGGGUGGAGGGUUGAGUAUAACGCAGCAUCUGAUGCCUACACCAAUGCGCCUCAGGAUUUUAAAGAGUUCUACAACCAGCGCAGACGCUGGGGACCUUCCACCAUGGCCAACACCAUCGACCUCUUGGGCUCAGGAGGACUGACCUCUCAGAGGAACAGCUCUAUCUCAAAACUUUACAUCUUGUACCAGAUUGUCAGCAUGGCAGCUUCCAUUUUAGGCCCUGCCACCAUCUGUCUCAUGAUAUCAGGAAGCUUUGUGUUCGUUUGGGAAAUGAGUGAAAAUCUUGCUCUUGCUUUGGCUAUAGUGCCCCCUACUGUCUAUCUCAUCUUAUGCUUCAAACUGACAUCUGACAUGCAGAUUAAAAUUGCAGCAAUUAUGAGUGUGUUCUACGCAUUUCUCAUGGCGGGAUCAGUUCUCUCCAUCAUAGGGGAUUUAGUGAGGCAAAAAACUUUUCUGACCCCCAGUGGUCUGUUCCUCAUUGGCAUGGUGGCGUUGUACAUCAUUACGGCAGCUUUACACCCCCAGGAGUUCUCACUGGUCAUCUAUGGGUUGUUAUACUUCCUCUGCAUUCCCAGCGGGUAUUUACUCUUAGCCAUUUACUCUAUAGUCAACAUGAACAAUGUCACGUGGGGAACUCGUGAAACCGGCGGCCAGGCUAAGACUACAGCAGUCGAUACCAUCAAGAAAAAGGUCAUGAAUGCCACAUGUUGCAAAUGUCCAUGUUUGGAAUCUAAAGAAGAUUUGAUCAAGGGGAUACUUGUUGAAGAAGAAGUAUGUGCAGAAACCAUAACAGAAACUGAAAGGCCACAUAUUCCUUUGGAAGCACUAAGGGCAGAGGAGUCCAUCAAAGAUGUUCAUCAAACUUGGAUUGAACAUCUGCAGAUGAAAUCGGAUGACUUUCCCUUGUAUGAAUCUGAACUUACAGAGGAUGAAAUCAAAUUCUGGGAAGAAUUGCAAAAAAAAUAUCUAGAACCUCUUAAAGAGAAUAAAGAACAACAGGAAAAAAUGGUGAAUGAUCUAAGAGAACUUCGAAAUAAGGUUACAUUUGCCUUUUUCUUCUGCAAUGCACUUUGGAUAGUGGCAACCUUCUUCCUUGAGACAAUUGGUGACUCAGUCUCCAUAAAGAUCCCAAAAAUGUAUCCUAAUGGGACUCUAUCCCAAACAGAAGUGUUUUCCAUUGAUCCAAUUGGACUGAUGUUUCUACUGAGCUUCGCAUUAUUGCUGAUAGUGCAAUUUAUUGCAAUGCUAUACCACAGAAUCUACACAUUAAUCCAUUUUGUGGCGUAUGCUGAUACAGAAAUUAAAGCUCGUAGAAAGCAGUCACAUCAGGUUGCACAGAUCCAGGUCUCAAACCCCCAGUAUGAGAUGCUUGAGCCAGAUGCAUCCUUAUGCAUUCAGAACCCCUCUGUUUUGACUUCAGUAUAAGGAUUUGUGUUUACUAGUGUAGAUACUAAUGUAACAUAUUAAGAAAUAUUUAUUUAAGGAGAAUUUAAAGAGUAAAAAAUAUGUCUGAGAAUAAGUGAUUUUUAUUGAGUGUGAUAUGCCAACUAAUAAUCAGAUUAAUCAAAAUCAACCAACGAUACUGGGUUGUUUUUGCUAAAUAUUAUUAUUUCUGCCGCAAUCUUUGGCUAUAUAUGAACAUUACCUUUUAAGACGAUUAUGUUACUUGUUAAAUUAACAAUCCUAAAAAAUAUUUUAAAUGAUUUCCUUGUACAUAUUUACUGUUGAGUGUAUUUAAAUAAAAAAAAAAGAUCUAU